AUGGAUUUAAAUUUUAUUAAUAAUGUAGGUACUGAACAACUUCACCCACCGUUAAAAUUAUUCAAUACUUUACGUUCUGUUCAUAAUGUCAAAAGUUUUAUGGGUGUACGGGGUCCAACAGAGAGAAUUGAAAUGGAUCAUGCUUUAAAAAGAUAUAUAUUUAAAUUACUAUAUUAUAUUGCUUUAGAUAAUGGUAAAGAUAUUAAAUUUUUAUUCCCAGAUUCAAAUAUAGAUUUUAAUUCUUUAGACGAACUUUUAGAUAAAUCAUCAUCUGAAGAAACUGAUUUUUAUAGAAUGAAAAGUUCACAAAUGAAUAAUAAACAUUCUUUUAAACAUUCAGGUAGAAAUUGUGGUAGAAAAUUUAAAGUUGGAGAACCUUUAUAUAGAUGUCAAGAAUGUGGAUUUGAUGAUACUUGUGUUUUAUGUAUUCACUGUUUUAAUCCAAAGGAUCAUGAAAAUCAUCAUAUAUAUACUGAUAUGUGUAAUGAUUUUACUACAGGGAUAUGUGAUUGUGGUGAUGAAGAAGCAUGGAAUUCUGAAUUACAUUGUAAAGCUGAUGAAAUUACAAAUGAUAAUGAUUCAAAAGAAUCCAUUGAAGAACAUCAAUUUAAUGAAGAAAGUAUUACAAUGGUAUUAACUGAAGCAUUAAAUUAUUUCUUAGAUUUAUUUAAUCAAAAUAUUGAAUCAUUACCGACUUUUACUAAAGAUAUUACAAUGACUUUAAGACAAUUAACGCAAGAAAAAAAAAUUACAGAGGUGAAAAGUUUCUUAGAAGAUUUUAAAUAUAAAAAUAUAUUUGCCGAUGAAGGUAGUCAGGAUCAAUUUACUGUCAUGAUAUACAAUGAUGAAUAUCACAAUUAUUCUCAGGCAACUACCGCAUUAAGACAAGGUUCACCAGAUAAUGUUCAUACGGAUAUCUUAACCUCUAAAAUCGAUAGUGAAGGUAGAGCCAUGUUAAAAUGUUCUGAUGAUGUCGAAACUUUAAUGGCAGGUUUCUUUGCUGUUCAAACGAAUGGCCUAUGUGCCACUUUAACUUCAUGGUCUGAAUUUGUACAUCAGGAAACAUGCAAAUAUAUUAUUCAAUGGAUGGGUCAUUGUUUAACUAUUCCAAAUUCAAAUUUUCAAUCUAUCUUUAGAGACGCUCUUGGGAAAGUACUAACUACCCCUGGUGAUGCAUUAACCCAUUCGGAUGGUCCUCUUCAAAACAUUCAUCAAUAUUUCCCAAAUAAACUCUCUGGGACAACUACACAUCCUCACUUAGAUUUAUCCAUUCUUAAUGAGUUUAAUAGAAUUCCACAAGGUUAUCACCAAACAUUACCAGAAUCAAGUUUACAUUCUAUAUCAAAUACAUUGAACCAAACUAUACCUGUAGAAGAAAAAGAAUAUGCAAAUUCUAGGUUACAAUUAUUACUUUAUUUUGAUAAUAGAUUUUGGAAAAAAUUAAGAAAAGAUAUUCAAAAUGUUAUUAUUCCAACUUUAGCUUCUUCUAUCAUUUAUAAACCAAUUUUCUGUGGACAAGUGGUACAAAUAUUUAAUCAUAUAACACGUUCUAUCGCAUAUAUGGAUAGAGAACCUCAAUUAACAGCUCUUAGAGAAUGUGUUGUUCAACUUUUCACUUGUCCAACAAACGCUAAAAUGAUCUUUGGAGGAGAAAAUGGUUAUUUUAUUGAUAUUGUAUGGUCAAUUAUUGACAUCUUCGUGGAAUUCACUAAAAUUGAUAAUGGUACUUUGGUAUGGCAAAGAGUUCAAAAAUCAAAUCCUACAAAAAGUUAUGGAAUUUCCUUAAAACAAGGUCUAUACACCAUUGAAACUUUAAUUAGUAAAGUCGAUGAUGCAAAUAUCCUAUUAAGACCAGCUGAGUUCAUAUCAGUCGUGACUCUUUGUAAAUUGUUUAAUGGUGCAUGGAAAAUUGUAAGAAAGGAAGGUGAACAUGUUUUACACGAAGAUCAACACUUCAUCCCUUAUCUAGAGUAUACCACUUCGAUAUAUUCAAUUAUUCAAACAAUGGUAAAUGCAGUUGUCAAUGAGGGUUGUGACAGACAAUUAUUAUUAAAUGCUAUUAGAUUGAUCAAUUCAUUUUUAGGUUAUAAAUCGUUGACAUACAAAUUAGUUCAUAAUAGUCAUGAAAUUAUCAAGUUUUCAGUAGCAGUGGACAGAGUCGCAUACAUGAACCCAAUUCAUACUUUAUUCUCAUUCCUAAUUGAAAAUGUUCCUUUGGUUGAAGCAUACGAAACUAUUAUUUAUCAGGAUUCUAAUUCAGCACCACAGUUACCUGUCGUGCCAGAUUCUUUAACAUUUAAUGCUAUGUUGCAAUUCAAAGAAGAAUAUGAAGAUAAACUCUCACAAAGUUUUGAUUUCUUAAAAAUUUCUGAUUUUUCUUUAAGAUCAGUUGUUUUAUGUUCGCAAAUUGAUGUUGGUUUCUGGGUACGUAACGGGAUGUCUGUACUUCAUCAAACAUCAUAUUAUAAAAAUAAUCCAGAGUUGAAUACUUACUCUAGAGAUAUUCAUUUAAAUCAAUUAGCCUUCUUAUGGGAAGUCGAUGAUACCCCUAGAGUAAUAUAUAACCUGUUAGAUAGAUGGAUGUUAUUAGAGUGGUUCGAUGGUAAAGUUGAAUUCAAGGAUACAGAGUAUAAGGAUAAGAUUUCCUUAAUUAUCCAACAUUUCGUGGCCUUUAUCUAUCAGAUAUUAACAGAAAGACAAUUCUUUCAAACAUUUGAAUCCGCUAACUGUAAGAAAAUGUCUCAGAUAAAGAAUGCUAUUAUGUAUAACCUUUACACAAAGCCAUUGUCGUAUUCAAAAUUACUAAGAUUAGUUCCUGAUUACCUGACGGAAAAUUCAACCUUAUUCGAUCUUGCAUUGAAUGAAGUUUCCAUUUUUAGAGAACCAAAGGGGCUAGCUGACAAUGGUGUAUUUAAACUAAAAGAAAUUUAUUACAGCAAAAUUGAUCCAUUGAGAGUUUCAAACUUGGGUAACGAGUUUGAAAGUAGUGCAUCAAUAAUUAAGAAACAUUUAGAUAAAGAGAAAGGUGGAGAAGAAUCCAAAAUUAUUCUACAACCACAAUUAGUGCCUCCUAAAAAUAUGGAUGAUGGUGCCAAACUGUUAGGUUCUUUUACCAGACAUCCCGUCUUCGCCAAAAUUAUAUAUAAAUUACUACAAGUCUGUUUAGACUCUGAAGAUGGGAUCUUCUUGAACGAAUUGCUUCAUCUAGUUCACGGUAUCUUCAAAGAUGACGAACAAGUUAAUGGGAAAUCUUCUUUCCCCGAUGCCUACCUAUCUAAACCAAUUUGCAACCUAUUAUUGAGUAUUGUUAACUCAAAAACUGAUGUAUUUUCUGAAAAUAUUAGGACAAAGGCUGACUAUCUAUUGAAAAGGAUGAUUACGAAAAGACAAGAGGAGGUAUUCGAUUCUUUAGUUGCAGGAUUUGGUGAUGACUAUGUACAACAGUACAAAAAUAGAAAAUUAAGCGAAGGUGUAAACCUUGAAGAGAGUGAAAGAGAAAGAAAGAAAAGACUGGCAAAGAAACAUCAAGAAAGAUUAAUGGCUAAGUUUAACAACCAACAAAAUAAAUUCAUGAAAGAAAACGAAGAUGAAUUUAAGGAACGCGACAAAGAAGACGUAGUGGAUGAAGAGGGAGACAUUAAUAUGACGGACAGUGAUAAAAUUGUAGAGGGAGAAGAUUUCACUUGCUCUCUGUGUCAAGAUGAAUCAUCUACAGAUAUGUACGUUAUACCUGCAUAUCAUGAUCAUACCCCAAUAUUUAGAAAAAGUCGGUUUGGAGAUGUUGACGAGUAUUUGAAAGAAUGGAAUGGAUUUGACAAUGAUGAUAGCGGGUUUGUAAAGGAACUAGAGGAUAUUUCAGAUGCGGUCUCAAAUGGUACUAAGCCUACUCGAAAAGUCUUUGUUUCAUGUAAUCAUCACAUUCAUUAUAAUUGUUUUAAGAGGUAUAUCCAAAAGAAGAGAUUUUCAUCAACUGCAUUUAUCUGUCCUCUAUGUCAAACGUUUUCUAACUCUGUUCUUGUCGUUCAUCCUACAGUUAAAUAUCAGAAUGGGAUGGACAUAUCAAUUGGAGGAAACCCUGCAUGUUCUGCUUUAGGUAACAGUUUAGCCACACUCAAUGAGCAGGAAAAAACUAAUCUAUUAACUACAUUUGAUGCAGUGCUGACUGAUACACAGUAUUUUGAUAAACAAUUCCAUAAGUCGAAAUAUCGUAGCAUUGCUAAUGCUGCAGAAAUUUUAGCGGUGAAUUUUGCUAAUACAAUUUCAAUGCUUGAAAUAGCUUCAAGAUUGGACAAAGAUACAAACAACACAUUUUUAGUUGGCAAAGAGCAACGAUUUAAAACAUUAAAAAAUUUAUUAAUUUUCAUUAUUCAAAUCUAUAAGACAGCAGGUGCACCUGAAGUGGAGCUGGAUUGGGUGAGCAAGUUACAUCGUGACGAAUUCAAGAACGAAGGCCCAGCCUGCAGAAAUGAGCUAUUCCAAAUUAUAGUAAGAAGUUGCCUGUUCAAAGAUCAAUCAUUAAGCUCUUGUAUUGAAGAGGUUCUAACGGUAUAUUCCCAACUAUUUUUUGAAGAUUAUGUUGGCUGUGCCUUAUCUAACCGCGAAUUCAAUGAAACAUGGAACUAUGUUACUAAAACAUACGAAGCUCCACCUGCUGUUAGUGAAAAAGUAUCCGUGUAUAUGGACAAACUUAUUGUUAAAAAUAAAAUUAACUUUGAAGGUUAUUCUGAAGUCAACCUUGAACAUUUUAAGGCACUUGCAUAUGCAAGCUUUUUGAAACAAAUUCUUCCAACUUUAAGAAGAUGCUUUAUUUUGUUAAAGACUUUCCAAUUAGUUACUUCGGAAUAUGAGGAUAGUCAGUUUAUUAUUGACAGUAUUAAUGUAGAAACAAGUUUAAUCCCCGAGGCUAGCUCUUCACUAAAAGAAACCAUCGAUAGAAUGACAUCAAUAUUGGCGAAAUGCGAUAAUAUUGAUGAACUUAUAAUAAAUGAAAUUGCUGCAGAUCAACUACCUGUAGGUUACGAACAAGUAAGUGACGAAUACUGUGGUGUUGUCAAAUUAAUUAAUCUGUCAAAAUACUUGAAUACGUAUGUUACGGAUACAAAUGCAAUUCGUUUAACCGAAGAAAAUAGACGUAGUAGAAAUUCAUCUAAUAGACUAGAUUUCAAGAUUUGCUUAACUUGUGGUGCUAAGAUUCAUUCCAGAACUGACAGGCACGAAAUCUCAAAGCAUCUUUCACAGAACUGUUUCAAACCAUUUGGUGCAUUUUUGAUUCCAAAUUCUUCUGAGAUAUGUUUACAAUUAAGUCAACCCCCAUCCUCUAUUUUUAUUUCGGCUCCUUACUUGAACUCUCAUGGGGAGGCUGGAAGAAAUGCAAUGAAACGUGGUGAUCUAACUACAUUAAAUUUAACAAGGUAUGAACACUUGAAUAAGUUAUGGAUUAAUAAUGAUAUUCCAGGUUAUAUAAGUAGAGUAAUGGGAGAUGAGUUUAGAGUCAGUAUAUUAUCAAACGGGUUUUUAUUUGCAUUAAACCGUGACCCUGCUACAAGAAGAAGAGUACCUCCUACAAAUGAAGGAGAUGAUUCGGAGGAAGAAGAAUUUGGUGGAAAUGGUGACGAUUUCUUUACUGAUGAGGAUAUAGAUGAAGAAGAUCGUUUCAGAAACAUGAACGGUCAACCAGGUGAUGUUAGAGACUUCUUCCAAAUCUUUCAAACGGUAAGAAACGCGAUGGAUAAUGGUGAAAACGUUGGAGAAGAUGUCGAUUUAACAACACCGUUCCUACAAUUAUUUGGUCAGCAAUUUAGAGGUGCGAAUCCAAAUAAUGAUAACGAUGGAAUUGAUCCGGAUGAGCCAUUCCAUGAUGAUACUGAUGAUGAAGAAACGGCAUGGUAA
Molecule: messenger RNA, 5889 nt
Organism: Maudiozyma saulgeensis
Lineage: Eukaryota; Fungi; Ascomycota; Saccharomycetes; Saccharomycetales; Saccharomycetaceae
Source: the annotation of a GenBank genome assembly